CGGAUGUUCACAACCUGCACACAGUUCAACCACCAGAGAGAGACGUAAUCUGCCAACCGGUGAUGAGCUGGUGCACUAAUGAACACUCGUCGCCGCCACGGUCCUAAAAGCAGCCAGGAUGGGGUGUACACUGGGCCAUCCCAGACCCAGACCCAUUCCCAGCUGGUCCAGCAGCUGGAAACCCCCCUGGCUGUCCCAGCACCCAUUACCCCUCUGGUAGACACUAUCAGCAUGUCCUGCCAAGACCGAACCAACGAGUUUCAGUCUGUGUGCAAGUCCCUACAGGGAAGACAGAAUGGAGCUCAGACCGUCAGACCUGUCAGCAAUGCAAUCAGACAGCGGAGUGAUUUCACUCUCAUGGCUAAGCGAAUUGGAAGAGACCUCAGCAACACUUUUGCCAAGUUGGAGAAGCUCACAAUUCUUGCCAAAAGAAAGUCCCUUUUUGACGAUAAAGCAACUGAAAUUGAUGAGCUCACGUACAUUGUGAAACAGGACAUAAACAGUCUGAAUAAGCAGAUAGCUGGAUUACAGGAACUCGUUAGAUCCCGCAGUGGACAGAAUGGCAGACAUCUUCAGACACAUUCCAACACCAUUGUGGUGUCAUUGCAGUCCAAACUGGCAUCGAUGUCAAGUGACUUCAAAUCAGUCCUGGAAGUUAGAACAGAGAACCUGAAGCAGCAGAGAAGCAGACAAGAGCAGUUCUCACAAUCUCCUGCCUCCACUUCCUCUUUCCAUGCCAACAGCUUCAACACUUCAGUACUUAUGCAGGACGAUUCCAAGAAGAGUGAUGUAUCGAUAGACAUGGACCUCCACUCCAGUCAGAUGCAGUUAAUCAAUGAACGGGAUUCAUACAUUCAGAACCGUGCAGACACUAUGCAGAAUAUAGAGUCCACCAUUGUGGAGCUUGGUUCAAUAUUUCAGCAACUGGCUCAUAUGGUGAAAGAGCAGGAAGAGACAAUACAGAGAAUUGAUGCUAAUGUAGAGGACACUCAGCUGAAUGUGGAUCUAGCUCAUACAGAGAUACUCAAAUAUUUUCAGUCCGUCUCUAAAAACCGCUGGCUUCUCAUCAAGAUUUUUCUCAUCCUCAUCAUUUUUUUUAUUGUCUUUGUGGUUUUCAUGACCUGACAGCCUGCGGUGUGCAAUGGGGCAUUCUCUCCUUUUCAUCAUUUCUUGAUUCUGCCUUGCUCUCCAUUCUGUUGUAAAUCUGCUGCAGAGUGUUUAGUAUUCACUCACUGGAUGCUGAGCUCUUUAGUAAUCUUUUUUUUUUUCUCUCUAGUUUGUUCCACCAAAUUUAUGAAGAUUGAUUUUAGGGAGAUAAGCUGUUUUUCAUAUUCCUCAGUUAAAUUGCAGUAUUGGCAGGACACUUGUCAGUUGUAGUAGAUCUAAAAGGAAUAAAAAGUUAAAUUUAUGUCUAGGUUGGUUCAUUUAAAUUUCACAAAUAGAGGAAACGUUUUGAAAUGAGUUCCCAUAUUUUGAUAUUCUGCUUCACAGAAGUUAUUAAUCAGUAACAACGUAAUAUUUUACAAUUGCUAUUUAAUUCUGUUAUGAAUGUUAGACUACAAAGCACAGCUGCUUUUAAAACAGGGUAUACAUGUCCAGCCUCAUAUCAUUUAGUGCAGCCAACAAACUCUCUUAACGUUGUUCUCUUCAGUUGGAACUAAUGAUCUUGGGGAAAGUGCCCCUUUUUUUUAACACAUUCUGGAAGACUUGCCCAAAAUGUGUAAGGUUUUGUGAUGAGCAUUAAUUAUUGUUUAACAUAGCUUUAAACAGCACUUGUUGAUUAGCUGUAAAAUUAAAAAAAGACCUGUAAUGUGAAUAUCCUUUUUGAGAAAUCUCUAAACUAUCAAGGGGAUAAUGUAUUCAAUUUGAAUUCCUGUUUUCAGCAGGCAGUGAGUGGUAAAGCACCAAGCAGUCUUAAUGACAGAAAUGCUUUUGUGGUGACUGCCCAAAGGUAUUAACAGUUUGCUUUUGUAACAUAUGGUAUUUUGUAUUCACUUAUCACUGUUGUAUCACUUAAAGACAUUUCUGGGGAUCAAUAUUUGGAGCAAGUUGCUUUCUUUUUAAAUCCUAGUCAGAGCAGAGUACAAGCCAUUGACUAAACAAAAAAAAAACUGGUUGCUUUCACUGGUCAUAUAUACGUUUUAUAAAUUAGACUUAAGAAAUCAUGUUUAAUGUUCGAGUAGUUAAUAUCCAUGUCUGUAAUUAUUUACAGUGCUUCUGUAGUAUUUUGUCAUAAGAAGUACUUUAGAGAUGAAAGUUAAACAUCACAUUAAAACAGGAUUUUAUUUUAUUUCAAACUUGUUUGUACACUCGCAUAACUUCUCAAAUAUUGCAUUGGCUGUCUCAGAGGAUCUAUGAGUACAAAGUUUUCAAGAUUUCUGUGUAAAUUUGUGCUUACCUGGACACUCUAGGGUUAGGAAAAAGUGCCACCCCACAAUUUGUGAAAUACAUACUGUAAAGAAAUGAUUCAUGGAAACUGAGAUAUAUACUUUGUUGUGUUUGUUUCUUUACUGUAGCACAGGUGGGGCACAUCUAAUUACUUUUAUGUAAUUCAGAAUAAAGUGGAAUAAUUCUUUUAAAAGAGGAUUUGCAGGACAAUUUUCGAUUCUGGAAAAUAAUCAGUUUAAAUUCCAGAAAGCGUGUAGUAUCAUAAGAGUUUCUUGUGUGAACUGAUGAUGCAUUAUUGCAUAAUAAAUCAUUCAUAUGCAGUUAUAAUAAGAUGAUUAAAAAGUGUGACUUUCAUGCAAUAAGAUCAUGCUCAUAAAAUACUGAGCUUUUUAACUACAUGUUAUAAAUGCUUAAUAAAUACAAUUAUUCAAACAUAUAUUAAUGAAAGCAUAAAAUGGCCUAAUUCAUUAUAUAUGUCUAAAUGCAGAAACAAAACACUAUUAUAGUGAGAUUAAAAGGAGGAAUAAUGUAAUUUUGGUUUGCUUUGUGUUUAUACUCUUAUUACAUUACUGUAAUUUCAUGACUCACUUGUGUAGUCACUUUCCUUGUCACGUUGAUGUCAAAAUAAUGGUGCUACUCCGGCUGCUAUCCCAAAUUAACUAGUCAUAGUUACAUGAAGUUCUCUGCAAAGACAGUUUUCAGCCCUUAAUGCACAGCUUAUAAUGAAAUAAAACCUGAUGACCAGGAAACUAUGCUGCACUUCUAUGUUUUCUACAUUGGAAACUCUUUAAUAAAUGUUUCAAUUAUGUCCACUUUAUACUGUA
Xyrauchen texanus (razorback sucker) is the source of this 3212-nucleotide messenger RNA. RefSeq names its product syntaxin 5A, like (gene stx5al). Gene Ontology annotation, cellular component: endomembrane system; Golgi membrane; SNARE complex. Gene Ontology annotation, molecular function: SNARE binding; SNAP receptor activity. Lineage: Eukaryota; Metazoa; Chordata; Actinopteri; Cypriniformes; Catostomidae. The transcript is spliced from 11 exons. Bases 79 to 1125 code for a protein of 348 amino acids. Gene Ontology annotation, biological process: endoplasmic reticulum to Golgi vesicle-mediated transport; intracellular protein transport; vesicle fusion. The record is from RefSeq and is a predicted model, not a curated record.